AUGGCGUCUCCCUCCUCCUCGUCUUCCACUCGACCCCUCACGCUCCCCGAGAAGAUCUUGACGCACUGGGCCGUCGGUCUCUCGAAACCCGAAGUCUCCCCGGGUCAGAUGCUCUGCGUCAAGGCGCAGUGGACGCUCGCGUGCGAGAUCACGUGGAAGUCCAUGGACAAGACGUACCAGGACAUGGGGCGACCGCGUAUUUGGCGCAACGACCGCUUCUGGCUGGCAGUGGACCACACGGUGGAUCCACGUGUGAACCACAAACCGCAGCAGCAAAUGAUGAUCAAGGCGUCCGAGGACUUUGCCAAGGAGGCGGAGCUCACGAACUACCAGCCUCCGAACACGACCAUCUUGCACACGGAGUUCUACCGUCAACGGGCCCAGCCAGGCCAGAUUGUUGUUGGUGCUGACUCGCACUCGUGCAGUACGGGAGGUCUGGGAGCCUUUGCCAUUGGAUUGGGCGCCGCAGACGUCGUCAUGCCUCUUGUGACGGGUGAGACGUGGAUCAAAGUACCGGAGACGGUCCUCAUUGAGUUUGUUGGCACGCCGCCCAUGGGCAUGGGAGGCAAAGACGUGAUGCUGUAUACUUUGGGCCAGCUCAAGUGCAACACUGUGGCCAUUGGCCGCUGUGUCGAGUGGGGUGGCAACAUUGCUGCGCUGUCUUGUGAUGCGCGCUUUGCUAUCAGUAACAUGACGGCUGAGUUUGGUGGUAUUGCUGGUGUCUUCCCUGCUGACGAGAGCACGGCCGCGUACAUUUCCAAGCGCCCGGACCACAACCAAGACGCUCUCUACUUCCGUGCUGACAAAGAUGCACACUAUGUGGAGAAGUUCCAGAUUAAUUUGGACAACCUCGAGCCACAGGUGGCUCUGUUCCCGUCUCCUGACAAUGUCAAGCCCGUGUCGGCAGUCGUGGGCAUGAAACUUGAUGGAUGUUUCAUUGGCGCGUGUACCACGGCGGAAGAGGAUCUAGUGCUGGGUGCACUGGUGCUCGAAGUCUGUCUUAAGCAAGGCAUGAAGCCUGUUGCUCAGGGUCAGCGUCGUGUGACGCCUGGUAGCCAGAUUAUCGUGGACAACCUGAAGAAGCACGGCUUGAUUGAAGUGUACGAGAAGGCUGGGUUCACGGUUGGUGCCCCGGGAUGCAGUUUCUGUCUCGGUAUUGCUGCUGAUGUGGCUGGUGAGAACGAAGUGUGGCUUAGUAGUCAGAACCGUAACUACCGCAACCGCAUGGGCAAGGGAUCGAUUGCCAACCUUGCGUCGGCUAUCACGGUUGCUGCUUCCAGUUUCACAAUGGAAGUGACGGACCCUACUCCAUUCCUCAAGUUGAUUGACAAUGAGAAGUUUGACUCUGCGGUGCCUAAGCGACCUGCCGUGCCUAUCACCAUUGCCGAAGUAAAGCCAGAGCUGCCUGUGGCUACGUCUGAAGCGGGUGAUAACGCCGAUGCUGCGGCAGCUGCUGCUUUGGAGACGUUUUCAGGCUCCAUCAAGGGUCGUGUGCAGGUAUUCGGUGACAACAUCGAUACGGAUGCCAUUCUUCCGGGUGAGUUCUUGUGCGAGAACGACAUAAAGACUCUGGGUAAGGUUGCGUUUCUGUACACGAACCCAGACUUCCGUGACAAGGUGAAGCAGGGCCAGGACGUGAUUGUUGGUGGUCACGGCUUUGGCUGUGGUUCUUCGCGAGAGCAGGCUGUGACUGCUAUUAAGGGUGCUGGCGUGAAAGCAGUGAUUGCUCGUUCGUUUGGCUACAUCUUUUCGCGCAAUUACCAGAACUUCAGUCUGCUGGGCAUUCAGCUAGACGACGACCGUUUCUAUGAGCUGGCGAAGGAAAACGCAGACAUUACGGUCAACAUGACUGGACGCACGAUUGAGGUAGGAGGCGAGACUUUCCGGUUUAACAUGUCGCUGUUCGAGGAGCGCCUGCUUGCUGGAGGAGGCAUUAUGCCGCUGUACAAGAAGUUUGGCAACCGUCUUUUCCGUGUGGCAGUGCAGGACCCUGCAGCCGAUAAGGGCAGCUGCGGCAGCGGCGGUGGUUGCUCGACGAAGGAAGAGACGCCUGCGUCAGCUGGAAAGGAUAUCUCAUGGUAG
Messenger RNA from Peronospora matthiolae, 2082 nucleotides. The record is from the annotation of a GenBank genome assembly. Lineage: Eukaryota; Oomycota; Peronosporomycetes; Peronosporales; Peronosporaceae.